GCCAGACGCUGCAGCUACUGGCCUCCUUCUCCCUCCUCAUCCCCUUUUGGGAUUAACCCUGCAGGAAGUUGCCUCCCCCCCUCCCCUCAUUUAUCCUUCUUUUUUCACAUUAUAUUACUUUUAUCCUAAGCAAAUCCAGCCCCCCCCAUCUUGCUCCAUCUCUCACUGCCUUCCCUAGCACUUAUUAUUUGGGGAAAAUCAAGCUGUUGUCAAGCUGCUUAGGCUGUGCACUGUGCCUGGAAACUAACAGCUGCUAACUUGCUUCAUAUAUUAACGCUCCUGUUUCCCCUCAAUGGCAUGCGUUCUCUUGAGAGUCAAGUCAUUUUGGCAGCGCUUUUGAUUCCCACAGGAUUUUGUCAUGUGCGUGAAGUACACUUUAGAGUCACAAAUUUUAAAGCUGAAAGGAGCCUGAUAGAAAAUGCACUUCAUCUCUCAUUUUACGGAACACCAGGCGGAAAGACUGUGUAGCUUGAUCAAAGCCCUAUACCUCUUCAGUAACUGGACUCCAAGGCUCUCUCUAGAUGCCUUAGUCAUUGCACUCCACCACACCAGGAGUGCGGUGCAGUUUAACCCACUCACUGUAGAGACGAUCUGCCAGAGAGCCACAAUGGACACAGCUAGCCAUAGCCUUGUCCUUCUGCAGCAGCUAAACAUGCAACGAGAAUUUGGUUUUCUGUGUGAUUGCACCGUUGCUAUUGGAGAUGUCUACUUCAAAGCCCACAGAGCAGUGCUUGCUGCUUUUUCUAACUAUUUUAAGAUGAUAUUUAUUCACCAAACAAGUGAAUGCAUAAAAAUACAGCCAACUGACAUCCAACCUGACAUAUUCAGCUAUUUGUUGCACAUUAUGUACACUGGGAAAGGGCCAAAACAGAUUGUGGAUCAUGGUCGUUUGGAGGAAGGGAUUCGAUUUCUUCAUGCCGACUACCUUUCUCACAUUGCAACUGAAAUGAAUCAAGUGUUCUCACCAGAGACUGUGCAGUCCUCAAAUUUAUAUGGCAUUCAGAUCUCAACGACCCAAAAAACAGCUGUCAAACAAGGGCUGGAGGUCAAGGAAGCUCCUUCUAAUAACAGUGGAAACAGAGCUGCUGUCCAGGGUGACCAUCCCCAGCUGCAGCUCUCUCUUGCAAUUGGGCUGGAUGAUGGCACUGCAGACCAGCAGAGGGCCCAUCCUGCCACCCCGGCCUUGGAGGAGCACCAGAAGCCCCCAGUGUCCAUCAAGCAGGAGAGAUGUGAUCCAGAAUCUGUGAUCUCCCAGAGCCAUCCCUCACCCUCAUCAGAGAUGACAGGCCCCACUUUCACUGAAAGCGGUAUCAAAAUACACUUAUGCCAUUACUGUGGGGAACGGUUUGAUUCUCGUAGUAAUCUAAGACAUCAUCUCCAUACCCACGUGUCCGGAUCCCUCCCAUUUGGUGUCCCUGCUUCCAUUCUGGAAAGUAAUGACCUUGGUGAAGUGCAUCCACUUAAUGAAAAUAGCCAAGCUCUUGAGUGCCGUAGGCUCAGCUCCUUCAUUGUCAAGGAAAAUGAGCAGCAGCCUGACCACUCAAGCCGGAGUACCACAGAGCCUUUGCAGAUCAGUCAAGUGUCUUUGAUCUCCAAAGACACAGAGCCAGUAGAAUUAAACUGUAAUUUUUCUUUUUCAAGGAAAAGAAAAAUCAGCUGUACCAUCUGUGGUCAUAAAUUUCUCCGAAAGAGCCAGUUGCUGGAACAUAUGUAUACACACAAAGGUAAAUCUUACAGAUAUAACCGAUGCCAAAGGUUUGGUAAUGCAUUAUUAGCCCAGAGAUUUCAGCCAUAUUGUGACAGUUGGUCUGAUAUACCCCUGAAAAGCUCUCGCUUGUCACAAGAACAGUUAGACUCAUCUUGUGCCUUAGAGUCAGAACUCACACAAGAAAAUGUGGACACUAUCCUAGUUGAGUAGCAGUUUCUUCAGAAUUUUUAUAUUAGUUCUGAAAAAGUGAACUCACAUGCAUUUUUUUCUUUUUUUUUAGGGAGGGCUUCACCUGCAGCAUAUGGAAGUUCCCAGACUAGUCAAGUUGGAGCUGCAGCUGCCAGCCCACGCCGCAGCCACAGCAACCCCAGAUCCAUGCCGCCUCUGCAACCUAGGCCAUAGUAACACCAGAUCCCUAAACCACUGAGCAAGGCCAGGGAUUGAACCUGCAUCUUCAUGGAGACUAGUCGGGUUCUUAACCUGCUGAGCCACAAUGGGAAUGCCUUACCUGCAUUUUUUAAUUCACGAAUUAUUUUCCUCCUCAAAUUCUUUUGACUUUUUCUUUACCAUUUAUCCAUCGUUUUAAUGUUGUGUAUAUUAAGUCUUCUUAUUGAAAGAUAUAUUGAUACAUAGCUACUAAAAUGAAACCUUCAAUUAGGGCUGUGUACUUUUCAUAAGUAAAAAUUUAGAAAUCAGAAAUUAAUGUAGAAAUAUGGAACUUUAGAGUAAAUAGUUAUUUAUAGAAUUUCUAGAUUUUCCAGGUUGCAGAAUCUGGAAAAAUCAAAUUGAAUAUGAAAUAAGUGAAAUCUUUUUUAAGGAAUAGUCUAGACUAUCACUUUUGGCUAAUGUUCCACAUGAAUUAAGCCCCUGUGAGGAUUAUUUUUAAACAUUUUCUGCCAUAUAGGAAAUUAAUAGUUAUUUUAAUAUAUAACUGUAUGUUAUAAUGUAUAAAACAUUUGUUUUAAGGCAUAGCUAUACCAAAUCCUGAGCAGUUGUGUUUAUUCAGUGUUUUUGGCCAUGGCAUGUAGCAGCUUGAUGUUGCAUCUUAGCCCCCAGACCAAGGACUGAACCCGAGCUGCAGUGGUGAAAGGAGCAAGUCCUAACCAGUGGACUACCAGGGAACUCCCUCAUGAACAGUUUUAAAUUACUUUUUACUAGCUGUGCAACAGGUUACAUGGCUUCAUUUAUUUUUUAACAUUGAGCAUACCUCAUUUUCAGUAAAAAUAUUUUAUUUAAAAGAGAGAAGAGUAAAACAUACAAAAAAAACUUAAAGAAACAAUGAUACAUACACAUAGAUAAGCAAGAAGCCCCUUUGUCAGAGACAGAUUUAGAUAGAUCUUUGUUGACUGACACCCCAGUCUUGUUACCUUAAUCUAGAGUGUUUUCUUAGGGACCUCACAAGCAAUUUGAUAUUUUUUUUUUUUUUUUUUAACGGCUGCACCUGUGGCAUAUGGAGGUUCCCAGGCUAGGGGGUCAAAUCAGAGCUAGAGCUGCUGGCCUACACCAGAGCCACAGCAACCCAGGAUCCAAGCCGCAUCUGCAACCUACACCACAGCUCACGACAAUGCCAGAUUCCUAACCCACUGAGUGAGGUCAUGGGUCGAAUCCAAAACCUCAUGGUUUCUAGUUGGAUUCGUUUUCGCUGUGCCAUGACAGGAACUCUGCAAUAUUGAGAUUUUUAUGACCAGAGGUUUACAUGAGUUUAUGAGUAAAAUGAUAAAAUACAGAUGAUCUUUCUACCCUCGGUAUCAGAAGAUUUUAUAGGUUGCCUGAGUUGACAUUAAUUUUCUAACAAUCACUUGAAAAGGUAAUUUUUCAGUGGCAUAGUUUUAACUUUUUCUUGUCCAUAAAACCAGCAGAGUCGAUGUAGUCAGUGUCCUAGAACUGUGUUUAAAAUCCAUGAUAGCCUUCCCUCUGUGAAUCAAUUUAACUCCCUUUUAUAAUGGUGAAACUUACAAAAGCUAAAACUCCAGAAAAAUUAAAAUUGAUGGACCGAAUGAUAGACUCUCCUGCUCUGUGUAGCUGGGAUACAGCUGGUCAAACUUCACCACAGAAGACAGACCUAAAUUCUUUCUGAGGUUUUUCAAUUUCAAAUACUAGAUAGUUCAGAAUAACAAAAGAGAGAGGUUUUAAAACAGCCUCAUCUCUUUUUGUAUGCUGCUCUGUUAAAUUCUAGGCCUCACAAAUAGUUUAGUAAAUUUAAUACAUUUGGUGUGUGAAGCUUAGAAUUUUAACUGCAUAAAACCUCUUUGAUCUCCUUCCUGACUGAACACUUCAGAGGAUAUUUCCUGAUAUCGGAAUUCUCAAUAGCAUCUGAGUUCAGUCAGGAGGGAGCUCAAAGAGAAAUUCAGCUCAUUUUAAGGGCACAGAGGUUUUCUCUGGGUAAACAGUGGGUUUAGGUGAAUUAUGAAUUGGCACAUUUUUAUUAAGGACUGAAUGAAGAAAAUCCACGGGCACUGCCUGAGGUGACUGAGUUUCUGCCCUGGACAACAGAGUGAAGCCUCCUGGGGUCAGGAGUGACAUGUGUUGAAAGCAAAAUCUAAAUAGUUGUUGAUUUAGGCUCAGUUGUAUUGGGAAUAGUUAAAACAAAUGUACUGCUCUUUGAGGUCAGAACUUCAUCUGUCUUAUUAUACUUAAAUCAUUUAAGCAAUUAUUCAAACUCAUACUGCUCUCAAAGAUUUCCUUUCAUAGGCUGAACACAAAUUUUAAUGUUGAUUUCAUGUAUCUUAGGCCAUUCUGGAUAUAUUCCCUAGCUUUCUUCAAGUAAAAUUUUAGUUUUCUUAUUUAGAUAAAAUUUUUUCUAAUUUUUCUCUUCUAUAUUCUUUCCUAGUUGCUCAGUCAUUAGUCCCUGACACAAAAAGUAUAUAUAGCUAAGGGGUGGGAUUAAGUAUGCAUGUGAAUUGCAGGGUAGGGGAGCAGUUCAGGGCAUAGUCGGAAUGUGGCAAGAGCUGGUUUGUGGCUGAUUGGCUGUAAUAGAAAACAUUAACUUAAAGCAGAAAAUGGAUCUCCUUUUGUUGGGUGUAUUCUUAUUUAUAAAGUUGCUUUUAAUAUUAGGAAUUCAGAGCAAAUACUCUUUCCUUCAUCCUCAUAACGUUUUAUCUGUGUUAGGAAGUGGAAAGAUGAUUACUCCAUUUUACUUUAUUAUUUUUUGUCUUUUUAGGGCCGCACCCGGGGCAUAUGGAGGUUCCCAGGCUAGAGGUUAAAUCAGAGCUGUAGCCGAUGGCCUACGACACAACCAUAGCAAUGCAGGAUCUCAGCCGUGUCUGCAGCCUACACCACAGCUCACAGCAAUGAUGGAUCCUUAACCCACUGAGCGAGGCCAGGGAUUCAACCCACAACCUCAUGGUUCCUAGUCAGAUUCAUUUCCACUGUGCCACAACAGGAACUCCAACUACUCCAUUUUAUAGGGAAAAAAAAUCCCUAAACCCGGGUUCCAGAGAGCUAGUGAAUAGUGGUGCAGAGAAUGACCCCGGUUUUAUUUUUUUCCUUCAUUCAAGUAGGCAUAUUUUGUAAAUAGCUGUUUUAUGACUAAUGCAGUGCCCAGAGGUUUUUUUUUUUAAGACAUGAUUCCUCACUAAGAAAAUCUGCUUUGUAUAAAAAAGUUCUUCUGGGAGUUCCCGUGGUGGUGCAGCGGAAACGAAUCUGACUAGGAACCAUGAGGUUGUGGGUUUGAUCCCUGGCUUCGUUCAGUGGGUUGAGGAUCAAGCAUUGCUGUGAACUGUGGUGUAGGUCGCAGAGGUGGCUCGGGUUCCAUGUUGCUGUGGCUGUGGUGUAGGCUGACAGCUGUAGCUCCAAUUAGACCCCUAACAUAGGAACCUCCGUAUGCCAUAGGUGUGGCCCUAAAAAGCAAAAAAGAAAAAGAAAAAGUUAUUCUGGCUAAACUGCAUCAUUUUGACUUUAUCAUUUUGUAAAGUGGAGCUAUAAUCUUAACCAUGUAGUAUGGUUUGUAUAAUGAUGACCUAGAACUGGAAAUGCUAAGGGCACCUUAAUGUAGCAGGCAAAUACUAAAUAGAUGUUUCCCCUUUGGAUCAGUUUAGAAUUUUCCCUUCUUACUAGACACUACAUAUAGUUGUUUUCUGGAGGAAAACAGACUGUUUCAGUAUUUGUCCUUGUUAGCAUAUAUCAUCAGAACUCAGUAUCUGAUAAGUGUAACCUGCCUUAUAAGAAAACCAAAAUUUCUUGAUUUAUCUCUUGAAAUUAUGAUUUCUUGCUCUGAUUUUCUGAAUUCCUAUCUGUAAAGUGGCUGUAAGCAAUCCCUACCUCACAGGGGUGUUGUGAGGAUUUGUAUUAAGAUUGUCUUAAGUUCUGUCAGUAAUAUUGAUAAAAAACCAACCAUAUAAAGAAUAUUACAUUUUUCUGUAGCUAAAUAUAUUAAUUUUAUUAUUCCAACUCAGGAAUUCUAGAAUGUCUUAGAGGAAAUCAUGUACUAUUUAAUACUCAAUAGUUAAUUGACAGAAUUCUUAUUUUUUUUUUUGUCUUUUUGCUAUUUUUUGGGGCCACUCCCGUGGCAUAUGGAGGUUCCCAGGCUAGGGGUUUAUCGGAGCUGUAGCCACUGGCCUACGCCAGAGCCACAGCAACGCGGGAUCCGAGCCACGUCUGCAACCUACAUCACAGCUCACGGCAAUGCCGGAUCUUUAACCCACUGAGCAAGGGCAGGGAUCGAACCCGCAACCUCAUGGUUCCUAGUCAGAUUCGUUAACCACUGCGCCACGACAGGAACUCCAGAAUUCUUAUUUUUAAUGAAGCAUCUAGAAACAGCAGUGUUACUGGAAUUCCUGUUCUACCAUAGUUUAAUCAUCAGUAUUUCUCUUUAGCCUUUAGCAAGGAGGAUAUUAAUUCUUUGGCAUUAUUGGGAAUGAAGCCUUGCCAAUUUAAACUUUAUUGAAAGUUCUCCCAAACAUGUUGUUUACAUAUAGGUAAAGGAACAGAAGCAAUAGAGAAAAUAUAAUUUUCAUUUCUUUGAUGUAGGUCAUCUAAAAAGAAAUGGAGCAGGGACAAUAAUGUUCUUUAUAUUCUAUUAAAACAGUAUUGGAAAAGGCUUCACUUAAAACUGAAGGAAAUACAUAUUAAUUAUGGGAAAAUAUAGUCUGAAAAAUGUAUAAUUCCAUUAAUGUUUAUUUGCAUAGGCAAAUUCUGAAUAUUGUAACUUGGAUCCUUGAGAAGUAUCCAUUUUUUGUAGUAAUUGAGGUAAAAAUAGACCAUGUGAAGAGUUUUCAAAAUAUAACUUGUAUCUUUGUAUGUUUUAAACUAAAUGUAGCUCUAUAGUAUUUUAUUAUAAUUAAUUUUUCAAUCCUAAGAAUGAAAUCUGUAAAUUAUUAUUCUUUGCUGUACUUCUGUGUUUGUAUGGUUGGACUUUUGAAAACUGGUGAGAUUACACAAUCAUAAACCUAGAUGUCUUAAAUACAAGGAAUUACAAAGUGUGAUUUUUGUCUUUAAGACCCGGAAGAAUCCUUUGUGCUUCAGUGUGUAUCUGUGCCACACUUGACUCCUUAGUAGAUGUGGCUCCAGUGCAGUAGACAUUAACUGCCAUCAUCUCUUCUGUUUUGUGCCAAAUAGAGCCAUUUAGUCAGGUGAAAUUAAAUGUCAACUUAAAAUACUUUCAAAGAAACUUGGAUUUCAAAAACUUGUACAAUAAAAAAGGCCCCCUGAAGAAAUCUUCAAAGUACUAGUUAACACAUGGCAAAUGCAGGAAACUGAAAUCAGUAAUAUGUUGUAUGGUAAACUUUUCCACCUAAUGUGUUGUGAGUUUGCUUCAGAAACAUUCUUCCAGAAAGUUUUGUACCCUCCAUUUGGAAUUCAAACAGUGAAUUUCAUGUAUUUUAUCAUGACAAAUAAAUUAAUGUGACUUGAUCAUAAAGAAAACCUUUAUCA
Molecule: messenger RNA, 7579 nt
Organism: Sus scrofa (pig)
Lineage: Eukaryota; Metazoa; Chordata; Mammalia; Artiodactyla; Suidae
Gene: ZBTB25
Product: zinc finger and BTB domain containing 25
Biological process (GO): regulation of transcription by RNA polymerase II
Cellular component (GO): nucleus
Molecular function (GO): RNA polymerase II cis-regulatory region sequence-specific DNA binding; protein binding; DNA-binding transcription factor activity, RNA polymerase II-specific
Source: RefSeq, a predicted model, not a curated record